Messenger RNA from Oryza sativa Japonica Group (Japanese rice), 1482 nucleotides. RefSeq names its product scarecrow-like protein 23. Gene Ontology annotation, molecular function: sequence-specific DNA binding; DNA-binding transcription factor activity. The record is from RefSeq and is a predicted model, not a curated record. NCBI's taxonomy places the organism in Eukaryota, Viridiplantae, Streptophyta, Magnoliopsida, Poales, Poaceae. Gene Ontology annotation, cellular component: nucleus. Gene Ontology annotation, biological process: regulation of DNA-templated transcription.
AUGCAAGAUUCUCUAGGCUUGAUGCAGUUUCUUGAUCAUCACCAGUAUCUAUACAGCAGCAGUAGCAGCAACCUGCCACUGCAGCAGCCUUUGUUGUCCCAUCACCACCGAUUUCUUGAAGCCAAUGAGGGUUGCGCCGGCGAGGACGACUCGCCGGAGUUCGUCGAGCCGCCGGCGGCGGCGGCGGCGGCCGGGACGUUCGAGCAACGGCCGGAGUUAGGAGCGUGCAAGGAGGUGUACUCCGAGGAAGGCGGCGCGGCGGAGGAGAGGACGGGCGUGGCGAUGGCGGGGGCCGACGUCGAACAGGUGGCGGUGGAGGAUGAGGAGGAGGCUCACGGCGUGCGGAUGAUCGCGCUGCUGAUGGAGUGCGCGGCGGCGAUGUCGGUGGGCAACCUCGCGGGCGCCAACGGGGCGCUGCUCGAGCUGUCGCAGAUGGCCUCGCCGUACGCGGCGUCGUGCGGCGAGCGGCUCGUGGCCUACUUCGCCAGGGCCAUGGCGGCGCGGCUGGUGGGGUCGUGGGUCGGCGUCGUGGCGCCCAUGGCGCCGCCGCCGUCGUGCGGGGCCAUCAACGCCGCGUUCCGGGCGCUGUACAACGUCGCGCCGUUCGCGCGGCUCGCCUACCUGGCGUGCAACCAGGCCAUCCUCGAGGCGUUCCACGGCAAGCGCCUCGUCCACAUUGUCGACCUCGACGUCGUCCCCGGCGGCGCGCUGCAGUGGCUCUCGCUCCUCCCGGCACUGGCGGCGCGGCCGGGAGGCCCGCCGGUGAUCCGCGUCACCGGCUUCGGCAUGUCGGCGUCGGUGCUGCACGACACCGGCAACCAGCUCGCCGGGCUGGCGAGGAAGCUGUGCAUGUUUUUCGAGUUCUACGCCGUCGCGAAGCGACCGGGAGACGCCGACGCGGUCGCCGACAUGCCCGGAAGGAGGCCGGGGGAGGCGGUGGCCGUGCACUGGCUGCGCCACGCCAUGUACGACGCGGCCGGCGACGACGGCGCCUCCAUGCGGCUGGUGCGGUGGCUGGAGCCGGCGGCGGUGACGCUCGUGGAGCAGGAGAGAGCACACGGCGGCGGCGGCGGCCACGGGCGCUUCCUGGACAGGUUCGUCUCCGCGCUGCACCACUACUCGGCGGUGUUCGACGCCAUGGGCGCGUCGCGGCCGGACGGCGAGGACGCGAGCAGGCAUCUGGCGGAGCACGGCGUGCUCGGCAGGGAGAUCGCGAACGUGCUCGCCGUCGGCGGGCCGGCGCGGAGCAGCGGCCGGGAGGGGCCCGGGAGCUGGCGGGAGGUGCUCGCCCGGCACGGGUUCGCGCACGCCGGCGGCGGCGGCGGCGGGCGCGCGCAGCUGGUGGCCGCGGCGUGUCCGGGCGGGCUGGGCUACACGGUGGCGGGAGACCACGACGGCACGGUGCGGCUGGGGUGGAAGGGCACGCCGCUCUACGCGGUGUCCGCGUGGACGUGGUGCUCCCCGCCUCACGCGCGUGCUUAA